AUGCUCCCGCUUGCGCAGUAUCUAUCGACGUGUAGUCUACUAGAUGAAAGAUACGUCGGAAUUGAGCCGAGCCGGAUUGCGGCAGCGGCCUACUACCUUGCUCUGCGGAUUAGCUACAAGCACAUCAAGCUCUCUGGGUACAGGGCGGUAGACCUGAGACCACUAAUGGCUGCGUUGUGGAACACCAGCCGACAGGAACAAAGCACCACACCUAUCAAAGCCAUGCGGAUUGCCCAGUUUCGAGAAGCAGCCAAGGUCGUAGACCUUACCUCGAACGGCGUUCUUCCCUUUUUUCCACGAUGCUUCAAACCGUGGGAUUAUGAGGGCCUGUACGUUCCCUCCUGGGACGAGUCAGCAGAUAGCUCGCCAGAGAACAUCUCAAGCUCGUCAGAGUCCAGCUCACAAGAUGAAUGGGAAGAGGAGAUAUAA
Colletotrichum abscissum is the source of this 429-nucleotide messenger RNA. RefSeq lists its product as uncharacterized. Lineage: Eukaryota; Fungi; Ascomycota; Sordariomycetes; Glomerellales; Glomerellaceae. The record is from RefSeq and is a predicted model, not a curated record. The transcript is spliced from 2 exons. Bases 1 to 429 code for a protein of 142 amino acids.